Molecule: messenger RNA, 1170 nt
Organism: Torulaspora globosa
Lineage: Eukaryota; Fungi; Ascomycota; Saccharomycetes; Saccharomycetales; Saccharomycetaceae
Product: putative nitronate monooxygenase
Exons: 1
Coding region: 1-1170 (389 amino acids)
Molecular function (GO): nitronate monooxygenase activity
Source: RefSeq, a predicted model, not a curated record
AUGAGCAAGGAACUUCUGAAAAUGGGAUCAAUAGCCUACCAAAACUUUCUGGAAUCACUGAAAAUCACAAGGCCCAUCAUUCAAGCACCCAUGGCGGGUGUAACUAGCCCAAAGAUGGUUGCAGAAGUCUGUAAUAAUGGGGCGUUAGGAUCAUUACCAGUUUCACAUAUCAAUUUGAAAUCAUCUUCUGGGAUAGCAGAACUCAGAAACCUAAUAAAUGAGGUCAAGUCAUACACGAGAGGUACAUCUCUUUGUCGAAAUGUUAAUUUGAAUUUCUUCUGCCAGGAAGCUAUCCUCGACAUAUCAUCUGCUCAGAAAGAAAACUGGUGCUCCUUGUAUGAGAAGGUUUCGAACAUUGCCAUUGAUAGAAAGGAAUUUGUCUUUGAAGAACGAUCAAUAUCGUUCAAAGAGUACGAAGAUGGGAAAGCAUUCCAGGACCUCCUAGCGUUCUUCAAGGAUGAGUACAAGCCAAAAGUUGUUAGUUUCCAUUUCGGCCAUCCCACGAAACGAUCGAUUAGAGCCCUACAAGAUUUGGGGAUCCAGGUUUACGUCACAGCAACAUGCGAAGAAGAAUAUCAGUUACUCCUCGAACUUCAAGUCGACGGAGUAAUAUGUCAAGGUUAUGAGGCUGGAGGACAUAGAGGUAACUUUUUGCAGCUUUCUGAGCGGUUUGACGAGAAACUCUCGACAGCGUGCCUAGUUAAGCGAAUCAUGCGCCUUCCCAAGACUGAACAUAAGAAAGUUCCCUUUAUAAUCCCUGCCGGCGGCCUCAACACGCCCACAGACGUCAAGUAUAUGCUAGAGAUUGGUGCUUCCGCUGUGCAAAUUGGCACAGCAUUCCUCGGUACAACAGAAUGUAAAGUAUCCAAGAAGCUGCAUGAAAUCCUUCAUGAAGGUAAAAGGCCAGAACCGACUCUGAUGAUUAGCACUGUUUCAGGUAAGAGCGCGAGAGCUAUUUCGUCACCGUUCCUGCGGAAUUUGCACUCAACUUAUGCAAACGAAGAUCUUCCUGAUUAUGGAUACAUGUACAAUUCUUUUAAGAAACUGAGAAACUUAUAUCCAGAUAAGCUCAAUUUUAUGCUGGCAGGACAAAAUUACUCAUCUAUUGAGACAAACUUGUCGAUAGCCGAACUACUGACAUAUCUAUCUGAAUCCGUUGAAUGCAAAUAA